Messenger RNA from Gavia stellata (red-throated loon), 4944 nucleotides. It is a transcript of the gene ATN1, whose product is annotated as atrophin 1. Gene Ontology annotation, molecular function: transcription corepressor activity. Lineage: Eukaryota; Metazoa; Chordata; Aves; Gaviiformes; Gaviidae. The transcript has 10 exons. The coding region runs from base 180 to 3812 and encodes 1210 amino acids. The record is from RefSeq and is a predicted model, not a curated record. Gene Ontology annotation, cellular component: nucleus.
CCUUCCCCCGCUCCUCGCCGCCUCCAUUCCUCCCGUCGUCCGACCUCCCCUCCGCAGCCGCCGGAUUCACCGGGAUCUUGUUGCGUUGCUGGUGUAAGCCCCCCCUCCAGAAGAACCGCUCUUGCCCGUCUCUGUCUCCCCGGGAACAGCCGAAGGGGGGUGCGGAGUGAUAAAAAUUUAUGUUUUCAUCAAACCGGACCAAGGAGAAUGGGGGUCCCACACCCAAAAGAAUGAAGACACGACAGAACAAGGACUCGAUGUCAAUGCGGAGUGGACGGAAGAAAGAGACUCCAGGGCCCCGAGAGGAGCUCAGGUCACGGGGUCGAGCUUCCCCCGGCGGUGUCAGCACCUCCAGCAGCGAUGGCAAGGCUGAGAAAUCCCGACAAGCCACAAAGAAAGGUCGGGUGGAGGAAUCCUGCACCCCCAAGGGCAGCAAGCAGGGCCGAACAGAAGAGAUCUCAGAGAGUGAAGGGGAGGACACCAACGCUCCCAAAAAAACCAAAACCGAGGAGUUGCCCUGCCCUCCGUCCCCGUCUGAUGUUGACAGCCUUGACGGCCACAGCUUCAACGAUGAGAUGAGCAGUGACCCACGGGAUAUCGACCAGGAUAACAGGAGCACCUCACCCAGCGUCUACAGCCCUGGCAGCGUGGAGAAUGACUCCGACUCCUCCUCCGUGCUGUCCCAGGGGCCGUCUCACUCCUACCACCACCCUCCACUCUUCCCCCAAAGCCCGCCGGUAGCUCCCCCUCCCGACAGCCUGGCCCGUCCACCCGAGCCCAGCUUCGGGCUGCCGGGUGAGGUGCACCCCCAGGGACCCCCCGCAGGGAGCUACCACUCCCAGCUGGAGGGCCAGGCCUCCCGCAUUUUCCAGGCUCAAGCCCCGCAGGCACCCUCCUCCUCCUCCUCUGCUGUUGCUGCCCCUUCCGCUCCUCCUUCCUCCUCCUCCUCUUCUUCCUCCUCUUCCUCCUCCUCCUCCUCCACCCACGCUCCUCUUUACCCUACAGCCAACGUGGUCCAGGUUGGGGCCAAAAUUGCCGGUGGAGUGGGAGGGCUCCCCGCACCAGGGGGUCGCGAGCAGACCCUCAGCAGCAAGCACAAUCCACCACCCACCACCCCCAUCUCGCUGGCCUCGGUGGUCGGGGGGCUGCCCCCUCAAAAGACGCCCCCAGCCAACCCUCCGGCUGCCCCCCCGGCUUCGGCCCCUUCCUUCCCCCACGUCUCCGCCAAUCUGCCUCCCCCUCCGGCCCUGCGCCCGCUCAACAAUGCGGUGGCUGCCUCCAGCUCCCCGGGGAUGGUGGGGCAGGCCUUGGGCGGCCACCUUUCCUCACCCCACGGGAUGGGGCAGGACAAGGCACCGGCCCUGGCCCCCUCCCGCUACCCUUACGCCCCGCCGCCGCUGCCGCCCUCCAGCUCCUCGGCCCAGUACCCCCAGCCCUCCCCGGCCCAGCCCCUGCCCACCUACAGUGCCUCCUACGGCCACUCAUUCCCCCCGCCCAGCGGCCUCUCGGUGUCCAGCCAGCCCCCCAAGUACACCCAGCCCUCCCUGCCCUCCCAGCCCGUCUGGAGCCAGGGGCCACCACCCUACAGCCGACCCCUGGGCAACGCCGGCUCCCACCCUGCUGCCACCUUCCCCGGCCAGCCCCCCCAUCACCAGCAGCCGCCCCAGCAGCAGCACCACCACGGCCACGGGAGCGGCGGAGGGGUCUCCCCAGCAGCCGCAGCUCCCCCCCAGCCCCCCGGGGGUUACCCCCAUGGCCUGGAGUCAAGCAGCCAUCACUCUUCCCAUGCCACCUAUGGGCUGCGCCUCUACCCCCCCCACAGCCAGGCCGCUUACAGCCAGGCUCCCUCGGCUGCUGCCGCAGCCCCCUCCUCCUCCUCCUCGUCCUCCUCUUCCUCCUCGUCCUCCUCCGCCGCCGCCUCUUCCCAGGGGAGCUACGCCGGCAUGUGCGCUCACCCCCCGGGGCAGAGUCCAGCCACCUACACCUUCCCCCCGCCGCCGCCCCCCUCCCCAGCCCAUGGAGCUGGCCCUCCGGUCACCUCCACUGCCACCACCCUCUCCACCGUCAUCGCCACCAUGGCCUCCCCCUCUGCGGCCCCCUACAAGACCGUCUCACCCCCGGUACCCCCCUCGGCCGUGGCCCCCUAUGGAAAGCGGGCGGCCUCCCCCGUCCCCACCUUCCAGCCCCCGGCCCCCUACAAGCCAGGCUCGCCCCCCGCUUCCUCAGCUGCCCCUUUCCGGGCAGCCACCCCUCCCGGCUACCGGGUGGCCUCCUCCCCCGUGGCGGGGGGCUACAAAGCUCCCUCGCCUGCCCCCUCUGCCCCACCACCCCUACCGGGGAGCAUGGCUGCCCCGGCCCCCCCGCCGCCCCCGCUCCCCCUCAGCGCUGCGCAGAUCAAGCAGGAGCCGUCAGAGGAGUACGAGCCCCCGGAGAGCCCUGUGCCGCCUGCUCGCAGCCCCUCGCCGCCCCCCAAGGUGGUGGACGUGCCGAGCCAUGCCAGCCAGUCAGCCAGAUUCAACAAACACCUGGACCGCGGCUUCAACUCCUGCUCCCGCACGGACCUGUACUUCGUGCCCCUCGACGGCUCCAAGCUGGCCAAGAAAAGGGCAGACUUGGUGGAGAAAGUGCGGCGAGAGGCUGAGCAGAAGGCACGGGAAGAGAAGGAGCGGGAACGGGAACGGGAGCGGGAGAAGGAGCGGGAGCGGGAGAAGGAGCGGGAGCUGGAGAGGAGCGUGAAGAUGGCCCAGGAGGGCCGGCCGGUUGAGUGCUCGUCCCUCGGGCCGGUUCCUCACCGCCCCUCCUUUGAGCAGGGCAGUGCCGUAGCGACUGUUCCCCCGUACCUGGGCCCCGACACCCCAGCUCUGCGCACCCUCAGCGAAUACGCACGGCCCCAUGUCAUGUCCCCCAGCAACCGCAACCACCCUUUCUACGUGCCGCUGGGUGCGGUCGACCCAGGCUUGCUGGGGUACAACGUGCCGGCCAUCUACAGCAGUGAUCCAGCAACGCGGGAGCGAGAGCUGAGGGAGCGGGAAGCCCGCGAACGAGACCUGAGGGACCGGGACCUGCGUGAACGUCUCAAGCCCGGCUUUGAAGUCAAGCCUGCCGAGUUGGAGCAGCUCCACGCCGUGCCAGCUGCUGCCAUGGAUCCGUUCCCACGCCACGGCGGGCUGAGUCUGCAGACGGCCCCCGGCCUUCAUCCCGCUUUUCCCUUCCACCCAGGGCUGGGCCACUUGGAGCGGGAGAGGCUGGCGCUGGCAGCCGGCCCGACCCUUCGUCCUGACAUGUCCUACGCCGAGCGCUUGGCGGCUGAGCGCCAGCACGCCGAGCGGGUGGCUGCUCUCAGCAAUGACCCUCUGGCCCGGCUGCAGAUGCUCAAUGUGACACCUCAUCAUCAUCAGCAUUCCCACAUCCACUCCCACCUCCAUCUCCACCAGCAGGAUGCCAUACAUGCAGCCUCAGCCUCUGUUCACCCUCUUAUCGACCCACUCGCCUCGGGAUCACACCUCACCCGGAUACCAUACCCAGCUGGAACCAUUCCCAACCCUCUCCUGCCUCACCCUCUACAUGAGAAUGAAGUGCUGCGCCACCAGCUUUUUGCUGCACCCUACAGGGACCUGCCGGGCUCGCUCUCCGCACCCAUGUCAGCAGCACAUCAGCUCCAGGCCAUGCACGCACAGUCAGCUGAGCUGCAGCGCCUGGCUCUGGAACAGCAGCAGUGGCUUCACGCCCAUCACCCUCUGCACGGCGUGCCGCUCCCGACGCAGGAGGAUUACUACAGCCACCUGAAGAAAGAAAGUGACAAACCCCUUUAAAUGGACUUCUACUGUCAACAUGACAUCAUCAUGUCUUUCUCUGAGAGGAGCAAUCAAUCAACCAAACCCCGGGGGAGGGGAAGCUGCAGAGUGACACAUCCUGAUCCCACCACGCAGUAGAGCGCAAGAGAAGAGGGGACAAAAAGUACAGGAUGGCAUCCUGGGAGCAGAAAGUGGAGGCGAGAAAACAGGGAGGGACUGAAACACCGCUCACAGACAUGAAACGGUCGGUACGCGAUUUCAGCAGAGCUCUGAGGAAAACAGAAUCAGCAUUGCACAGAGCUCAAAACGACAAAGACCGAUGUGAAUUCAGGAUGGCAGCAGCUCCAUCCUUUGUUUUGGGGGAACACUUGUGUUAAAUAAAAAGCGCAGAGCAUUACAGGACUUGGUGUGCGUGAUGCUGCUGCCUUUUCUGCUUCCGCGAGGAGGAGGUGCGGCCAAGAAGUAACUCAAAACCCAAGAGAGCCUUUUUUCAAGAUGCCUCCUCACACCCCGCCCCCCUUUAGGUGUAAGAUACUGCUUAGCGAUACAGAAAAGCAACGUGGAACUCUUUCGGAUUAGCCAGAGCGGCUUCCCGUUCUCCAACAUCCCUUCAGAGGCAAACACAGCGUUACGGGAGCCCUUCAAAAGCGGCCGCUCCUGCCUGCAGCGGGACAGGUCCCAGCCGUCCGGGUGCAAAGCACCGCGAGACCCUUGGCGAGAUGGUGGCUGCGCUUUCCCACGGCUGGCGGGAAGGGGCACGGCCACGAGGUGCAAAGCACCAGGAGACUCUUUCCAAGACCGCCAUCACCACCGCCACGACCCCCCGGAGCCCCGCGGGGAGAGCUGACGUGGCCGAGCGUUCUGCGUCCUGGGACUGUCUUUAAGAUGGCGGCUGCCCCUUUCCCCUCACCCAUUCUAAUUGAUGUACUUUAACUCAUGCACAUCCUAUUAGACGUGGCAGUUUUAUGUAGCAACUUGUGACUCCCUUGCCCCCCGCGUGCGUGUCUGAUUUCACAGUUGUAUCUCUCGAUUGGUCCCCAUAUAUAUAUUUACUUAACCAUUAGAAGGAAAAGAAAACCAACCAACAACCCAGCUAUGGAAAAACACCCAAACAAAGUUUCCCCACGCACUCCCAAGCCCCAACACACAU